AUGAAAGAGAAUCUUGACGUAAAGCUAAGUUUGUUGGUGGGUUCUUUCUCAAAUGAGCCCGCUGAAAAGAACGCCUCACUGAAUAGACUAUUCGAUGAAGGAUAUAGUGCUGACCCGUUUCCACAAAAGAUACUUGAUAUGCGGAACAAAGGCCGGCUGCUUUACCGAGGCAGCAUAUAUGUACCCGACUACGACCCUCUCAAGCUCCGAAUUCUCCAACUUUAUCAUGAUGCCCCCUCCACCGGACACCCUGGAUGCGAAAAAACAUUCGAACUCAUCAGUCGAGACUACCACUGGCCCUUUAUAUGGAAUUAUAUUGCCCGCUACGUUCGGAACUGCCAUACCUGUCAACGAAGCAAACCCAACACCCAUGGAAAACUCGGCGUACUUCGACUAUUACCGAUUCCCGAACAACCAUGGCAGGAGGUAUCAAUGGACUUCAUAACUAGCCUACCUGAGAGCGAAGGGUAUGACGCGAUUAUGGUAGUUGUUGACCGGUUAACAAAGAUGCGAAAUCUCCUGCCCUGUAAUACCACUGUCAACUCCGAAGACGUCGCCCAACUAUAUCUGGGAAAUAUAUGGAAGCUCCACGGAUUACCUACACAUGUCACCUCCGACCGCGGUACGCAAUUUACAGCCAAGUUCUGGAGGGCUCUCUGUAAACACCUCAAGAUCGAAGCCAGAAUGUCUACCGCCUUCCACCCGGAAACCGAUGGCCAAACUGAAAGGUUGAACGCCCUCCCUAUGGCAGAAUUCUCCUGCAAUAAUCAGGUCUCUGCAUCCACCAAAGCUACACCAUUAUUCGCGAACUAUGGUUUUCACCACCGGUUUACAGUGAUAAUUAAAUCGCUUGAUAGGACCCCAUCAAGCCUCAAUGUUAAAGACUUCGCCUUGAAGAUGAAGGAACUCCACGAACACCUACGUUCCAAUAUCUGCACAGCGCAAGACCAACAAGAGCAGGCCAUUAAUACUAAACGAACGCCGGCUCCGCAGUACAAUAUCGGCGAUAUGGUAUUUGUUUCAACAAAAAACAUCCGAACCACCCGUAACUCUCGGAAGUUGGACUGGAAGAAACUGGGAGUGUUCUCCGUUACAGAAAUCAUAUAG
Molecule: messenger RNA, 1107 nt
Organism: Morchella sextelata
Lineage: Eukaryota; Fungi; Ascomycota; Pezizomycetes; Pezizales; Morchellaceae
Exons: 3
Coding region: 1-1107 (368 amino acids)
Biological process (GO): DNA integration
Molecular function (GO): nucleic acid binding
Source: RefSeq, a predicted model, not a curated record